Patella vulgata (common limpet) is the source of this 7260-nucleotide messenger RNA. RefSeq names its product pleckstrin homology-like domain family B member 1. Bases 231 to 4322 code for a protein of 1363 amino acids. The record is from RefSeq and is a predicted model, not a curated record. Gene Ontology annotation, molecular function: protein binding. The transcript is spliced from 17 exons. Lineage: Eukaryota; Metazoa; Mollusca; Gastropoda; Patellidae.
UCGUUGUGUCAUGUCGCAGCCAGGACGAAAAAUAUUGGAUAUAUAAUGCUUCAAAGUUCAUUUAUGACUGCUUUGAUUUUAAGUUUAUGAAAUGAUAUUUUGUAGACAUUUUUACAUUAAUGAAUAGUCAAAUACUGGAGUAGUUACGUGAAGAAAAUCAAGAGGAACUUUUUAUAUUUUGACAAGAGGUAAAAUGAAGAUUAAAGACAAUUAUCUGUCAAUUUGACAAAAUGACCUCCAUAAAUUCCAAGGUGACAACUCAUGACCUUUUGGAGGUCAAGGAGACUGAGAAUGCGGUUAAGGUCAGCACGGAGGAGCCACAUCUGGUCAGUCUGGGUAGUGGUCGACUGUCCACCGCGGUGACUAUACUACCAAUACAUCAAGGGCGAACUGUAAUAGGAAGUAGUUCGGGUAAAAUCAUUCCAGAUAUAGUUGUAGAGGGCACUGGCAUCGAAUAUAAUCAUUGCUAUAUCGAUAAUAAAAAUGGAGUCAUAACGCUGCAUCCCUCGGCGAAACUCUGCUCAAUAGAUGGCAGUAUCAUCGAUAAACCAACGCGACUAGCUCAAGGCUCGAUGGUAACUCUGGGACGUUCCAACUAUUUUCGCUUCAAUCAUCCACAGGAAGCCCAGAAAAUAAAAGAAGCCAUGCCGAAUUGUCGGAUAUCUUGUGCUCCCCUCAAUUUUCUUCAAGAUCUGGAGAAUAGCCCAGAUUAUAUGAAGAUGAUUUCGGACGCCGACACAAAAAGAUCAAAGAGAGGCUCCGGGGAUUCAACGUCCUCAAAGAAAGAUCAGCGUGACAGCCUUGAAAGUUCGGACUUUGUCAAUAAAGUUUGUAAAUUUGAAAUGUUUUCGCGUGGAAAGACUUCACCAACUGCCAAAAGCCCAACGGAGAAACAAAAUACAGUUUCGGGGUCCGGCAAACACGCGAACGUCACACCCUUUCAAGGAUUUGUCGGAGAAAAAGUGUUUUCUCGGGAUACAGCAACUACAAGAAUAUCGGCUGCUAGUUUACUGCAAGGAGGAAACGAUCGUACUUCCAGUACGUGCAGCACCAAAAGUUCAAGUUCGUUAACCAGCGUCAGUACAUUGAGCUGGAGUUCAGAUUCUUCAGGUUCUCAACGUUCAUCAAACACACCAAGUCUUCCAAACGGUGGGCAUGCCCAUUCUACCUCUACGUCUCAUUCAAAUACUAAUGGACAGAUAAAAUCACCUAAUGGUUUCCCCAUCUCCCCACGAACCUCGGUCACCUCCCCAGGUCCCUUCAGUCCAUCUCGUCUCGAUCCAUCUCGACCAAAAUCAGGGGAACAGAUAGUCGCUUAUGGACCUAUAAGGCCAAAAUCGGGAGGCAGAAAUGAACCUCCAGUGACCUACCCGAAACCGGUUGAAGUGAAAAGUGUUUUAACAAACGGAGAUACUCAUAAUGUGAAUCUUCGAAAUAAAGAAAAUCAGACCGUGUCGAGUGAACGAAACACAUUUGAAGGAAUAGAAUUUGAUUUUAAUGAGCUCACAUCGAGUCAACAGGACCUGUCUAUCAAACAUCGCGAAAUCGUUGAAAAACGAAAAGAAGAACAGGAACUUCAGAAGUUAGAAAGGCAGCGAUUGGAGGAUAUUUUAUUGAUGUGUUCAGAAUAUGAGGAACAGUUAGAAAGUGAGAAAUUCGGAAGACCCGUCGCGAAAUUUGAAAAAGAUUUAAAGUCUCCUCCUGCUAAGAAAACUCUUCCCCCAGGAUUCCUCAAUUUAACGGCCGUCAAUGAUUCCAAUUCGUUGGAACGUAAGAAUCAUCUGGAUAAUAAAUCUUCCAUGUCUAAAAUUAAAACCAAUGGUUCGUUAGGUCGUGUCACCUCCCCGAGUCAACCUUCACCAAAAGAAUCCCCAUUUAAUGUGCCUCAUUGUUCAAACUCAUCGAACUCUAACUCGGAGGAGGAACUAAGCGGCAGCUCCGAAGAUACGGGUACCAUAAAACGUCGACCAACUCCAAGUGAUUCUUCUAGUGAGGCCAAAACUCCGACAUCUGCUCUGUCUCCGGGAGUUUUGUCUCCGCGAAGCUUAAAUUCCAUGUUCGAACGUGGACCAACUAGUCCUCCUUUGUCUGUGCAGAAUUCAAUCGAGCAAAUUUUAAACACAUCCUUUGAAUCCCAGCAAGAAUUAGCGCGUAAUGAUUAUGGAAUAUUCAGUGCUCAGUUUAACGCUCAAAUAUCGGACUACAAUCUGGACGAGGAUGAAGAGGAUUUAUUGAGAAGAAAUAGUGCCACGUAUUCAUCCACGCAUUCAUCAACAUCGUCAAGUUCGCGAACAAUUAAAGAAACGUCGCCCGAUAUAUCGAGUUUAAGUGCUAAAGAGGAUACUCCUACGCCCGUUAAUAGUGAUGCGGAGAGUAGUAGUCCUGUGUUGAAGGUCAGGGAGCAGACGGCCAAUAAGUUGUCCAAUAAAUACGAGGCACAGUUAACGGAGAAUAAUAAUAAACCAAUGAUAUCCUCACCCAACAGAAUCAAGUCUGAUCCAGAUAUGGAGAGACAGUUAAAUGAACUAAAGCAGCAGAAAUAUGAUAUAUUACGAACAAUCGCUGAUCUAAAACAUCAGAUAUCUGAUAUAGAGAACCAAGAAACAGAAGCCAUUAGAGGACUGGAAAUGGAACGAGCGUUGUUGGAAGGUGAACAUCAGACGGAGAUGGAACAACUACAACACGAUCAGGAGCAGAUCAAUCUGUUGAAACAACAACAAGCAGAACUGAUGGAAAGAGCUUCACGCGAACGACAAAAGAUGAAGAGACGGGAAUUAGAGGAAAUGGAACUUGAAAGAGAGAAGCUACGUAGUUUAGAAUCUAGUACUUAUGAGACAGAGCAGCUCCUUGAAGCCUGUUCAAAACCUGACGAAGAAGAAAAACUACUGGAUAAAUAUCGACAAGAGCAGGACAUAUUGGAAACCCAACGCCAUCUGUUGGAGGAUCUAGAAUUCCAAAAUUUAGAGGAAGAAGCCAAGUUUGAUGAAGAUAAAGACCAUCUAGAAACACAGCUAAUUAAAGGACAGUCCGUUAUAUUAGAUAAAUAUAAAGCUAGAGAGGAGCGAUUAAUUGAAAUAGAUGGUCAGCAGAAAGAGAUGGUUAAAAGUGUAAAAAAUGAUCUGGAAAACUUUGAAAAGCAACGCUCCCGUCUGGUAGAUCUCUUCCGAAAGGAGAAAUGUAAGCUCGCUCCAUUGGAGAGUAAGAUCGCUGACAUUUGUAGCAUGCUUGCUCUACCGAUAAACAACGAUGAAUUAGAUGGGUUGCUAUUGGAUACGAAUGUAGACCUUGAGGAGAAGUAUGAUAGUGCCUUAUUAUGCCGAGAUUUAUUAGAAAGCCCGAAACGUAGAAUCGGCAGUGACAGUUUCCUGGAUAUUGGAAAUGGAGAAAGAAAAAAAUCUGUUACUAUCAUGGAGAUUGAGAAAAACCGAUCACUCUUCAUGGAGCAACAAGGUAACAUAAUUAUUGACCAUGAAAGAAAAAGACUUGAAGAAUUAAAACGAAGAGCCGCAGACGAAGGCAGGGCAUUAUGGGAAGAGAGACGAUUACGUGAAGCGAACUGUAAAAGUUUUAAUUCUCUUGAGUCGGAGGAAUCAAGUAUAUCCAGUAGCUGUGAAACACCAUCUGAGAAAGAAACAAGUGUAAGUAGCGGUGAGGAUCACCUCGAGAAGUUAGCGGAGCUGGAGAGAUUAUUAGCACAGGCGCAGACGGACAAGUUACGUCUGGUGGAAGAACAGGUUCAGUUCCGUGAAGUAGAGAUGUCUGCUCUACAUGAAGAGAGACAGAGAAGAGAAGAGUUAGAAAGGAAGUUACAGGAAGAAACGAGAUUGAGAGAAGAGAUAAUAAAUCAACAAGUUAAAAUGAGAGAAAAACAGAGGCAACAGGCACGGCCAUUGACCAGAUAUUUACCAAUCAGAAAUAAGGAAUUUGAUUUACGCCAGCACAUAGAAUCAGCUGGUCAUCAUGUUGAGGCAUGCUCGCACGUCAUAGUGACGUCAAACAGUUGUCGCGGUUUUCUCCAUAAAAUGGGAAACAAAUUUAAAACAUGGCAUAAACGUUGGUUUGUGUUUGAUCGCGUGAAGCGAUCGUUGACUUAUUAUGGAGAUAAAACUGAAUCGAAGCAACGAGGCGGAAUUUACUUCCAGGCCAUAGAAGAAGUAUAUGUGGACCAUUUACGCACAGUCAAAAGCCCGAACCCUAAAUUAACAUUUUGUGUGAAGACGUACGAUAGGACCUACUUUCUUGUGGCGCCAACACCUGAAGCGAUGGGUAUCUGGAUUGAUGUUGUGUUUACAGGAGCGGAGGGAUACCAACAAUUUUUAUGAUGUGGUUAAUGUGUGUUUAUAAAGUGAUAUUUUUUUAUAUAUAAAGUGCGUUACUAGGGUUUACGACUGUGUUAAUAUGCAAAGUGACGGAGGAUAUAUUUUAUGGGAUAGUUGAAAGAAAUCGUCAGACAACCGAUUUUUACAAUAAUGUGCUUUUGUGUUUUAAUUCCAAGGUGCUGAGAGAGAGAAACGUACAGCAACUCUCAAAGUGUUUUUAUUCUGUAUACUGUAAAUACUUCUCUAUAUUCUCCGCGAACAUUAACUAAAUCCAGGCGCGGACAAAUCCAGAUUCAGAAAAUUGCUUUACAUAAAGGAAAUACCAAAUUCAUUUUGAAUUAUUCUUGUUAUGAUAAACUGCUGCUAAAGUUUUGAAUUUCUUUUAUGUAGCCCUAUUUUAAAGUUGUCACAAUUAACAAUGUCUUUAAAUUUUUAAUUUUAAAAAAAAAGUAUUUUAUAUUUCUGUUUUUAUGAAAAGACUUACAAAUCAAGUUAUUGUUACAGAAGAUCUUAUGAAACUUUUAUAUUCAUUUUAUUUUUGUUUAUUCUUUGUGUGUCAGUGUUGUUUUCAUGUUUUUAUGUAAUUGUAGCAAAAGUUAAAACAUCGUAAACAAGUAACGAUCGUCAGAAAUAUUUUGAGUUUUUUUCCAAAUAGAUGCUAAUAUCCGAGAUUCUCAAUUUCUUGUUCUUGUAACUUUACAUUUUCUCUGGUUCAACUGUUGAAAUACUUUUUCUCUGGUUACCUCCCUUUGUUAUCGAUGAUCUAAUGGUAUUACCAUUCUGAGCUUUUAUUGUUAACUUUUGGACAUUAGUAUAUGUUACUCUGAAAAUGACAGAUUUAUUUUCAAGUGAAUAGCUGACGCCAACAUGAACUAGCAUACGGUCCUACAAUGUAAUACCUUGGUCUGUUUGUAACGGUCUAAUGAACUGUAGUUUUGACUGGUUUCUGGCUUUCUCUAAUCUUUUUCAAGGAAAUGGAGUAGUCAAUAUUUGCAUGUACCAAGUGCUAAAGGAACCAAUACGGGCCUUUAUAUAACUAUUAUAAAUAUUUCUGACAGCGGUUUGCUUGUUUAUGAAAGUUGAUGUGUAAAGGCAAUUUAAAUCAGAUUUAUUUGUCGCACCAUUGUAUGAAAUUUAAAAUCAAACCUUAAAAUUGUACAGGCCCAUAACUAAGGGAGGAGGGGGGCACAGGAUGGGGUGGGGGUGGGGGGUUGCUUAUUUGGCCUCCUCCCCCUGUGAAAAAAAUAGAUAAACAUUAUCCGUCAUUUUUACAGCACCCCUGAGAACAUUUCCCGCCCCCCUCAUUGCUCUGAGCUAGUUACGGCUCUGGAAUUGUAAAUACAUUUUAUACACUAAGCACAUUUACUAUUUAGUCUGAACUCAAAUAUGGAAUUAAAAUAUUACCGUUAGACUUUAAUGUUAUUUUGUUUAAGGUAUAAAAACAGAUACAUGUAAUUAUUAGUGUUAAAAUAUUAUAAAUAAUAAUAAAUUUUGCACACUAAGCUGAUUUACAGUUUAGUUUGAAUUUUAUUAUGUCUGAAAUGUGAAAUUAAAAAUAUAAAAAUAAUGUUAUCUUAUUUAAGGUAUAAAAAUGAAUGUUAUCUUUUUUGUUAGGUAUAAAAAUGAAUGCUAUCUUUUUUUAGGUAUAAAAACAUGAAAUUAAAAAUAUAACAAUUAGACUGAAUUCCAAUAUGGAAUCAAUAACCAAAAUGGUUAAAAUGUUUUCUCUUAUUUAUAAAAACAUAAAAUUAAAAAUAAAAGUACAUGUAUAAAAGUUAAAAUGGUACAAGCAAUUAUCGGUACAAUGUACAUUAGAUAUUUAUUUUCGAAAAAACAUUUUUUUUAAUUUAAUUUACACUAUUUUAAUUUUUGUUUUGUUAGAAAUUUUUUAUAAAUACCAGAAAUAUAAUAUAAUGAAAUUUUAUAAAAGAUUUUCGGAAACUAUUUCAUUCUGCAUUUAUAUCAUAUGUAUGUAAAUACAUGUUAAAUUUUAAUUUUUAAAAAAAUCAGUGACCUUAUACCAUAAAAUAAGAUGUUGAAUCAGUUAAAUUGUAUAUAACAUCCCAAAUUAUAAAAUAAUCCAGUUAUAUUGCUGUUUUUAUGUUUUAUUUUGUAUAAAAUCUUCUGUUAUUUUUAGUUCUAUAUCAAUUUUAGAAUAUUAUGUACAGUGCUCGGAUAAAGAAUUGUAAUUAUUAUUAUACAGUUUUAAACUAUAUGUCAUGGAACUAUUUUAUACUGUAUAUAAUAAAUUAAAUUUCCAUGAAUUUUUAAAAUGGAUUAUUAAUUAUCCGAAACCAAAUAAUUUUGGCAUUAUUAGCACCAAAGCAGUUUUGAACAUCUUGGAAGAAAGGUCCGUGUGGGACCACAAUCCAAAAAACUUCAAAGACUGAAAAUUCGGUAAAUAGUUAUAUGUACAAGUUAAAAGUUAAAGAUGCCAUAAUUCUAAAUAUUUUAUAUGAAAUACUGUGGACAAAAGAAAGUUUUCUUGUUUUUUUCUUCAGCGUAAAUCAGUGGUGUAAGGGAAAUAACUCCAUUUAACACUUAUUCAAUGUGUAUUGUUACUCGCUUUGGAGAAAGAUGAAUAAAAGUAUGACAUGUACUUAAAUUUAAUUAUAAAAAUAUACACGAUAAGCAUUUAAAUGAUUGAAUGAAAUGAAAUUCUUUAAUUAGGCCUACCAAAAUAUUAAAUCCCUUGAUCGUCAUUUUUUUAUCAGAAAAUAUCUAAUUUCUCAUGGUCUAAUCCAUGCAAAUUUUUUUCACAUUAGGCCUAAAUAUUAACAGUAGAUAAUCUCCCAGAUUGGAUUUAAAAGAGUCCCAUCAAAAAUUUCGCAAAGAUUGUUUGUUCCAUUUCCCGUCGCAAGAGAAUACAGAAUGUUGACUUUCAUUAUAUUAUGGUAAAAAAAAUUGGGACUGAUAUUCCUUUUAUAUCCCAAUCUGAUUA